AUGCUGCGGUCGGCGCUGCGGCGGGGAGGGGCGGCCGCGAGGCAGGUCGCAUUGGGGGGAGAAGCCUCGCCGAGGGACUUUCUCCGGAUGCGCGUGGCGGAGCGGGAGCGCGCGAGGCGGCGGCGGCGCGACCCGGGCCGCGACGAGUUCUUCGUGCCCACGCCAGAGUCGCUGGCGUGGCUCGACUCGGUCUCCCUCCCCAUGGUGCUCACCGCCGCUGCCGUGGCCCUCUUCACCAAGCUCCUCAUGAUGGAACAUGAAGCUACGGAUCAAGAAAGGAGAGAGCGCAAGAUAAAGAAUAGCCACCCUGAUCAAGGAAAAGUAAGGACGCUGACUCGUGAAGAAUGGGAGGAGGUCCAAGAAGUCAGGCCAAGGACCCCUUUUGAAUCAAAGUUAGCUCGUCCACAUGCCCGUAUAAGAACUGGGGAGCCAGUGCGACUGGAGGACGUCAAGGAUUGGGCUACUGAUGUAAUCGCAGAUUCUUUUACCAGAGCAGAAGAAACCACCAAGCAAAAAUGA
Molecule: messenger RNA, 519 nt
Organism: Miscanthus lutarioriparius
Lineage: Eukaryota; Viridiplantae; Streptophyta; Magnoliopsida; Poales; Poaceae
Source: the annotation of a GenBank genome assembly